AGGAGAUCGCCCACAUAGCGCGGACGAGCGGCGCGCGGUGGGCGGUGGCGCACGAGACGCUGGCACCCGCCGUGAGCGAGGCUUUCGGCCAGCUGCCCCCGGGCACCCUGCGGCAGCUGUGGGUACUGGGCAGUGCCCCUCGCCUGCCCUCGCUCACGAGCCUCCUACGGGCCAGCCCCUCUUCUGAAGCCCAUGCACAGGAGAUCGCUGACCCGAAGACGACCGUGGCAAUGAUGCUGUUUUCGUCGGGCACGACGGGGCCUCCCAAGGGCGUCAUGCUGUCUCACCGCAACCUCCUGACGUCGCUCCUGCAAAACAAGUACAUGAAGAGCCUCGCCCCCGAAGGAACUCCCAACUUUCUGGAAUCCACGCUGUUGGUCAUCCCCGUCUGCCACACCUACGGCUACAUCAUGCUCAUCAACUGCAUCCUCUCGGGCGGGAAGAUGGUCAUGAUGGCCAAGUUUUCGCCCGAGUCCUACUUCGAGGCCAUCCAGACGCACAAGGUCACUUUUUCGCCCAUCGUUCCCCACAUCGCGAUGUACCUGGCGAAGACACCCCUCAUGGCAAAGUACGACACUUCGUCGCUGAUGGCCUUCGCCAGCGGGACGUCGCCCCUCGCCCCCUCCACCCACGUGGAACUCAUGCAGAAGACCGGCAAGGGCGCGGGCGUUGGCUACGGCAUGACGGAGGCGUGUGCCACCAUUGCCAGCAACGGCGGGUCGAUCGGGUUCCAGCUAGGUUCCGUCGGGAGGCUGCUCCCUUAUUAUGAGGGGAAGGUGGUGGACGUGGAGACAGGCCAGGUGCUGGGGGCGGGCCAGGAGGGCGAGUUGUGCGUCAGGGGCCCCUCGAUCAUGCUGGGCUACAUGGGCAACCCCGAGGCCACCGCCGAGGUUAUCGACGAAGAUGGGUGGCUUCACACGGGAGACCUCGGCUUCUUCGAUCAAGACAACUUCAUAUUCCUUACAGAUCGCAUAAAGGACCUCAUGAAAGUCAAAGGAUUUCAGGUGGCGCCGAGCGAGAUCGAGAAGAUCGUGCGAGAGCUGGAGGGCGUCGCGGACGUGUCCGUGGUGGGCGUUCCUGACGACAGGCUCGGCGAGGCGCCGAGGGCGUGGGUGGUACCAGCGCCCGGGGCCAGUCUCGAUCCGGCUCACAUUCAGCAGCAUGUUGCAGAUCGAGUUUCCGCGCCUUACAAGCAGCUGGCAGGGGGCGUUGAGCUAAUCAACGACCUCCCCAAGAACCACCUGGGAAAGGUCCUCAAAAGGAAGCUCAAAAUGGACUUUCUCAAACCCCGCUCCAAACUCUAGGGAUGCCCAUCCCUCCCCGUGUCCUCCUUCCCUCUCCUCACUCUCGCGCUCCCUCUCCCUUCACUUCUUUCUUUGCCUCCCCUCCCCUCCUUCCUUCCUUCCUCCUCCUUUUCCCUCCUUACCCUCCUUUGUCGUCCUCAACAUGUCCUGUAUUAUGGAUGUGAUUUUUAACGUUAUUCAUAUUCAAACGGGUAAAUUCUUUUGUUGGUAUACUCAUGUAUCGAAUGGGCGUUUCCCAUUUUGUCUAUAAUUUUGUCGAGAUAAAUAAAUAAAUAAACAAAUAGAUAAAUAA
Messenger RNA from Penaeus vannamei (Pacific white shrimp), 1596 nucleotides. The record is from RefSeq and is a predicted model, not a curated record. NCBI's taxonomy places the organism in Eukaryota, Metazoa, Arthropoda, Malacostraca, Decapoda, Penaeidae.